Emiliania huxleyi CCMP1516 is the source of this 1431-nucleotide messenger RNA. RefSeq lists its product as hypothetical. The transcript has a single exon. NCBI's taxonomy places the organism in Eukaryota, Haptophyta, Isochrysidales, Noelaerhabdaceae. The coding region runs from base 1 to 1431 and encodes 476 amino acids. The record is from RefSeq and is a predicted model, not a curated record.
AUGCUCCCCGAAAUCGCAGCGCUCUUCGACGACGACCCUCCGGCCGCCGACGAUCCUCCGUCCGGCCCCACCAGCCCUCCGCCACGCGCUGAGCCGGCCGCGGAGCCGGCAAAGCGCUCCGCCGCAGAGGCGCCCACGCCGUCGACCGCGAGGCGCAAGGUGCCGCGCCUCGGGUCCGGCGGCGCGUCGGCGGCCUGCGGCGCGGACGCGCGGCGCGCGGCGCGCGAGGAGCGGUACGGCCUCGUGCCGCCCGAGCUGAUGCACCUCUUCAACGUCGCCAACGCGCUCGUCAAGCCGCGCCUCGAGGCCUUCUUCUUCGCCGUCGCGCGCGAGCUGCCCGAGCUCAGCCAGUUCUAUGGCACCAACAAGAGGCGCGAGUGCGUGUACCGGAGGGCGGCCAAGGCUGUCGGGAUUCGCGGGCGCGACCGCGCCGCGGCGCGAGGGCAGCGCGUCCUCUGCCACGUGAGCCGGCAGCGGCACGGCGCCAACGCGCUGUCUGGCCCGGACUCGCACGCCGACAUAAAAAACCCGCUCUGGUUCGAGCCGGCGCCGCGCAACAUCAAGCGGCGCGGCGCGGCGAUGGCGCCCGGCACGCAGAUCGUUCUCGCCGAGGGCCUCAGCGACGAGCAGCAGCAGCAGCAGGAGGACGGCGACGACGACGACGACGAGGAGGAGGAGGAGGAGGAGGCGCCGGCGGGCGACUUGGAGGAUGGCGCGCUGGCGGCGCUGCAGGACACGGUGGCGGAGUUGCAGUGCGUCCCGCCUCGUGCCAGCGACGAGGAGAUGGCCACAUCGGCGGUGCGGGAGGCCGCCAACCUGGACGUGACCACGCGCACCGUCGAGGACAUCGAGGAGGAGGUGCGGACGGCGGCGGGGUGGGUGGCGGCGCUGCGGGCGUUCGCGGCGGUGGCAGGCGAGGGCGCUUGCCUCGCCACCGAACCGGUCUCGCCCUUUGUCCGCCACGUCAUCCACUACUACGUGAGCGUGGUUGGCGCCAGAGCAGGGCUCGCUCUUCAGGACGAAAAGAGCGCUGACACAGAGGCGCGGCGGCAGGUCAAGCCGAUGCGGGUCUUCUGCGUCGGGGAGGACCCAAGUCCGCCUGCGCUGCCUGCACCCGUCCUCGCGCCCGCAAUGUCCGCGCUGCCGCGGCCACAAACGCCGCCCGGCCAGAGGGCGCCAGAGCAGUGCCCGCCUCGGCAGCCGCCGCCCCGGCCGUACCCGCCUCAGCAGCCGCCGCCGCCGCCCGCGGGCCCCUCCGCCUUCCGCACGUACCUCGACACGCCCUUCGCGCAGAAGGACGCCUGCAAGGCGCUCGGAGGACGGUGGGACAGGAAGCGAAAAGCGUGGUACGCGCCGGCGGGCGUCGACCUCACGCCAUUCGUGCAGCAGUGGUGCCAGCGACACGACCUCAACGCGCAGCGAGUGCCGUGA